Messenger RNA from Seminavis robusta, 2640 nucleotides. Lineage: Eukaryota; Bacillariophyta; Bacillariophyceae; Naviculales; Naviculaceae. The record is from the annotation of a GenBank genome assembly.
AGUACGGUAUUGUCGGAUACCCACCUUGUACUUGAAUCGAUCCGUCAAAUCAGAUCCUCCAUCAUCGAUUUUAAUGGUAGAUUGUGCAAUCUGUUCUUCUUCUUCCUCUUCUCCUUCUCCUGCAGUUUCCUCGGCUUUGGCAUCGUCUGCAUCAGCCAUUGACAAUCUGCUGCCUGGUACUAAUAUUGGCCGUGGGCGUCCCGGGGAUUGUUCGACGGAAAGAUUCCCAUGCUGCUUUUCGUUGUUGGUCGCAGCAACAGCAACAAAUCCACUCGCCUGCUGGAUACAGACAAAGAGAAGCAACAGACACUUGGAUGGAGAUAACAUGCUAACAGACAAGCAACGUUGGUGACUUGUGCUAUUGUCAACUCUGGUUGCGACGAUAGAGCAAAACAAUGAGCAAGCAUUGGAGGUGUGGAGGGAGCGGAAGGAGUGGUACGUGUUGGCAGCAUUUUCUUUCUAUGACGUCACUAAUGACUCAAUGAAUCCACAGUAUUUUCGCCACCGGUACCAAUCGUGUUGGCACUGGCGAAGAGAAGACACACAAAACCAAAGCGAACAGGGAUGUCACAACUUUGCGAAGCCAAAAGCAUUUUGAUAAAGAUGCCGACCAAAGACAUUCCAAUUGCAAGGCAUUGACCUCUCGGGUUGGCUGAACCGUAACAUACAAUCAGAACCCGCCGUUCCCCUCGCACAUCCGUGCCAUAUCUUUUGGCUGCUAGGUUCCCAUUGUUCAUUGUUAACACUGCAGUUUCAGGGCAGCUCCAUUCAUUCCAAAAGAUGUCGCUUGCCAAGGCUCUGUUCACAUCGACACUGGCUCGACGGGGACUCCCCAUCCAACGAGUGGCCGUGGCAUCCAAUAUCCGUUGGUAUUCCAGCGACAAGCGCUUGACAGAAGACACCAUGUCCCAGAAUAUCCGCAACAUGGAGUAUGCCGUCCGUGGACAAGUCGUCAUUGCCGCCGAUGCGUUGCAGCACGAACUGGAAGAGAAUCCCCAGUCUCACACGUACACCAAAGUCCUCUACACCAAUGUGGGCAAUCCUCAUCAAGUGGGACAAGAAUCCUUGCAAUGGCCUCGUCAAGUCAUGGCACUCUGUAACUUGCCACCUUCCAAGGGCAUUGAUCAUCCCGAACUCGCAAAGGUGUUUCCUCAAGAUGUCAUUGAUCGAGCACGAGAAAUCAGUCACGUCGGAUUGGGAGAUCAAGGCACCGGUGCCUAUUCCCAUUCUCAAGGACACUUGGCAUUUCGACAAGAUAUUGCCAAGUUUAUCGAACAACGAGAUGGAGGUGUGACAUCCAAUCCAGAACACAUUUUCAUGUGCAAUGGAGCAUCCAGUGGUAUUGAAAUGAUACUCGAUGUACUCCUCAAUGGACCCGAUGCUGGAAUCAUGAUCCCCAUUCCACAGUAUCCCAUUUACAGCGCCGCCAUUGCCUGUCAUGGAGCACAUCAAGUCGGAUACUACUUGGAAGAAGAAAAGGGAUGGUCCAUGGACAUGGAUCACCUGGAACAACAGCUGGCGGAUGCCAAGGCCAAGGGCAUUAACGUUGUGGGAUUUGUACUCAUCAACCCAGGAAACCCCACCGGACAAGUCUUGACCCGACAGGCCCUUUGUGAUGUCGUUACAUUUUGUGCCAAACACAAGUUGGUAUUGUUGAGUGACGAAGUAUACCAAGACAAUGUCUACGAUGAAAAUGCCGAGUUUGUCAGUGCCAAACGAGCGGCAUGGGAGACGGGACUCCUCGAACAAGAUGCCAUUGAACUCAUCUCCUUCCAUUCCACUUCCAAGGGACUCUACGGAGAAUGUGGACACCGCGGUGGAUACAUGGAAGUUGUCGGUAUGGAUGCCAGUGUCGAAGGACAUCUCUACAAGCUCGCAUCGUCGGGCUUGUGUCCCAAUCUCGAUGGACAGAUUCUCAUGGAUCUCAUGGUCCGGGGACCCGAUCCUUGGACCGAGUCACAUCGAGAACACGAGGCACAAAAGAGAAAGAUCUACGACGAGCUCAAGGCCAAAGCCAAGCUCAUGACGGAAGGACUCAACUCCAUUGACGGAUUCUCCUGCCAACCCGCACAAGGAUCCAUGUACUGUUUCCCCGCCAUUGAAAUGCCACCCGGGGCCAUUGCGGCGGCCAAGCAACAGGGCAUGGCCGUCGAUACGUACUAUGCCCUCUCCUUGUUGGAAUCCACUGGAAUUUGUGUAGUUCCCGCGGCCGGAUUUGGACAAAAACCCGGUCGACACGGAUUCCGUACUACCUUUUUGCCAUCCAUUGAUGACAUGAAACAAGCCAUAAAAGACAUGCGCAAGCAUCACGAGGAGUUUUGUGCCCGUCACUCGGAGGAGUCCAGCAAGGUGGCUUAAGCCACGACAACAUUGCCGUUCAAGCUGGGCUGAAGAACGAAGCUGAAAGGCGUGUCUCCUUGUUGUUUCAGAUGUCUUGUAUCCAAUUUGUUGUUGUCGGCGAGAACUGCUGUGCUGUCUUUCGCUCGGGUAUUGCAUCCUGGAACGGAGAGAGUACAUUUUCAAAGAGAGAUUCUUCCUGUUGUAUUUCAUUGAUACACUAUCAAAUCAUUCAUUUGCAGGACAGUUGCAGGCGAGUAGCUACUAUUGCCAUAACUAACUACAUACUAAAGAAAUCGCUUG